GAGAGAGAGAGAGAGGUUUUGAAUUUCCCUUCUGGAAGAGAAGCUGUACGGCGUCAGGGCCUGGCUGAGGGGCGUGAUUGGAGGGCGCCUUCGGCAUCCACCCGCCCGCGGCAGCAGCCUCGGCCCCAGCUCGCCUGACGGAGUUACACCAGGCAGCGGCGCGAGCUGGCUGAGCACACGGCACCGCCUGCUGGAGUCAGCCGGAGCCCUGCAGUGGCUUAGACGGUUGCUGGGACCACCAGGUGGACUCAUUUCCCAUAGGCAGACCAGCCAGGAGUGCUGAAUGCGAAUUCAGCCACGGGCUAGAGAGCAUUAACCAAAGCCUGCAGGAUGGACUUCGUCAUGAAGCAAGCCCUCGGAGGGGCCACCAAGGACAUGGGGAAGAUGCUGGGGGGAGAGGAGGAGAAGGACCCAGACGCCCAGAAGAAGGAGGAGGAGCGGCAGGAGGCCCUGAGGCAGCAGGAGGAAGAGCGCAAGGCCAAACACGCCCGCAUGGAAGCCGAGCGCGAGAAGGUCCGGCAGCAGAUCCGAGACAAGUAUGGGCUGAAGAAGAAAGAAGAGAAAGAGGCAGAGGAGAAGGCAGCCCUGGAACAACCCUGCGAGGGAAGCCUGACCCGACCCAAGAAGGCCAUCCCUGCAGGCUGUGGGGAUGAGGAGGAGGAAGAGGAGGAGAGCAUCCUGGACACAGUGCUCAAAUAUCUGCCGGGGCCGCUGCAGGACAUGUUCAAGAAGUAACCCGUCCUCCUCCACGUUAUGACUUUUUUUUGUUUUUUGUUUUUUUUUUUUUUUUUGGUGUUCUUAGUCUUUCUUUUCUUUUUAUUCAGUUAAGUCUCAGUUCCAAAGGGGAAAACCUUAGUCGACCUGUGCCCCCUUUCCCUAGUCAGGGACUCUGCCCCUCUGCAGUCCUUGACAGGCCCUUCAUCCCAGGGUUGCUAGUCCUGUUUCACUCCCAAAUAGCAAGAAGAAGAAGAAGAAGAAGAAGAAGAAGAAGAAGAAGAAGAAGAAGAAGAAGAAGAAGAAGAAGAAGAAGA
Mus pahari (shrew mouse) is the source of this 1031-nucleotide messenger RNA. It is a transcript of the gene Cplx2, whose product is annotated as complexin 2. Gene Ontology annotation, molecular function: syntaxin binding. The transcript is spliced from 4 exons. Gene Ontology annotation, biological process: regulation of neurotransmitter secretion; neurotransmitter transport; synaptic vesicle exocytosis. Gene Ontology annotation, cellular component: SNARE complex; terminal bouton. Lineage: Eukaryota; Metazoa; Chordata; Mammalia; Rodentia; Muridae. The record is from RefSeq and is a predicted model, not a curated record. The coding region runs from base 331 to 735 and encodes 134 amino acids.